Molecule: messenger RNA, 9333 nt
Organism: Myripristis murdjan (pinecone soldierfish)
Lineage: Eukaryota; Metazoa; Chordata; Actinopteri; Holocentriformes; Holocentridae
Gene: zc3h7bb
Product: zinc finger CCCH-type containing 7Bb
Exons: 21
Coding region: 272-3001 (909 amino acids)
Biological process (GO): miRNA processing
Molecular function (GO): miRNA binding; metal ion binding; protein binding
Source: RefSeq, a predicted model, not a curated record
AAACUUGUUGCGAUACUUCUCCCAAAAAGAAGCCGCACUAGCCAAACAGCUAGCCAGCCAGCCAGCCAGCCAGCAAGCUAACCACCGUUAAUCAGUCAACACGAAUGCUCCGUCCACAUAACCAAUGAUAGGGCCCGCGAACUCACAAGUAUGCACCCGGAUAUUGUUUGAUAUUUGGCUAGCUGUUUUUUUUGUUUUUUUUUGCGAGCAUUAUCUCGGACGCUCCGUGAAGCUAUCCCCGAACUGAAAACGGCAGAGUAGCCUCUCGGCCAUGGAUCCUGAGAGACAGAAACGAAGAGAGGAGAUCCAGAAAGCAAUGGGCUUUAUCCAGUCCUCACUGCCUUUCCCGGAACCAGAGAGUUACGAGGCGUUCCUGACCCAGUUGGUGGUGAACCUGCUGGAUGAGGGCAACACAGUGUUUCGAGACGGGGACUGGCGUCAGGCAACAACACAUUACGGGGAGGGGAUCAGUGUGGCGCGCUACGCCCAGGCCGAGGCGCUCGUCAUCCCCCCCGAGCUGCUAGAGAGCCUCUACGUCAACAGGGCAGCUGCGUACUACCAGAUGAGGGAAUAUGAGCGUGGCGUUCAGGACUGCGACAGUGCGCUGUGUGUGUCGGAGGGCAGCCGCAGGGCUUUGUACCGCAAGGCGCUCUGUUUGAGGGAGCUGGGCCGGCUCAGAGAGGCCUACGAAUGUGGAACUAGAUGUCUGCUCACCGCACCGCACGACAGGCAGGUGAGCGACCUGGCCCAGGAGCUGGCCACUAAACUGGGCCUGAAGGUGCGUAAGGCCUACAUCAGCCCUCAGGCAGAGUCCACGGCCACAGCAGGCGAGGGUCACACAGAGACCUCCCAGCCCACAGGAGAGACAUCCUCUAAUGGACUGGAAUCUCUAAAUGACAUUGGACCAGCGGACCUGUCAAACGCCCAGUGCAUCCCCGCUCCUCUGGCCACACCCAUCCCUGUCAGCGACGACCCCGCGACCCCCGUGGUGACGCCGUGCGCCGACCUGUCGGAGAGCCCCAGCAGCCAGGGCCUUCCCCCCAUGCCCUACUCCGUCCCCGUGUCGGAGCACAUGGACGAGUGCAGCAGCAGCGUCAUCAACGACGAGCUGGACAGCCUGUUGGACUGCAUCCCCAAGAAAGUCAGCGAGAGUCCAGUUCAGGGUGCCAUCCCCACCAACCUCCCCAACACAGCCGUGGGUCUACGGCCCCCUUACUCCCCCAGCCUCCCGGCUCCGUCUCCCCAGCUUCCCCCUGCCUUCUUCAGCUCGUCCGUCAGCCAGAUGCCCCCUCUGGAGCCGUACUCCUCACUGGCACAGAGGGACCAGGGCUCCACCCAGGCGCAGGACGCUCUGGGAGCCUUCUCCCCAGGGAGCACGGACGGAGAGGGGAAGGCCGGGGUCAUCUCUGGCGGGCUGGACUCUCUGUCUGAGUACACUCUGCCUGGGGGGAGAGUUUCUCACAGCUUCAUUCCUGGAGUGCGCAACCACAACGCUACACAUGCAAAUGGUCCAGCGGGAACCAACCUGUCCCUGCUCUCCAGAAACCCUCUGGCAGCCACACAUGAGUUUCGUCAGGCGUGCCAUGCCUGUUAUAGCCGAAUAGGCCCGCGAGUGAUGGACUACCAGUAUCAGCCGGAGGCAGCACACCGCUGCAAGAGAGACGUGCUGCUGUGUCGCCUCAAAAACACAGACGACCCCACCUGGAAGAGGGUCCGGCCCCGGCCUGCACGAAACAACUUCCUGGGGGCGUUCGUACUGUGUAAAGAGGUGCAGGAGCGCCAGGAGUGCCAGUACGGGGAGAAUUGCACGUUUGCCUACUGCCAAGAAGAGAUCGACGUGUGGACCCAGGAGAGGAAGGGUGCACUGAGCCGAGAGCUGCUGUUCGACCCGCUGGGCAGCACAGAGCGACGGGCGCUCAGUGUCACUCGACUGCUGCAGCUCCACAUGGGCAUGUUCAUGUUCCUCUGUGAGGAAUGUUUUGACAGUAAGCCUCGCAUCAUCAGCAAACGCAGCAAAGAAAACUUAGCCGUGUGUUCAAACCUCACGGCUCGACACCCGUUUGACGACAACAAGUGCCUGGUGCACGUGGUGAGGUCGGCCAACGUGCGCUACAGCAAGGUGCGUCCCCUGCACCCGCUUUGCCAGUUCGACGUGUGUCGGCACGAGGUUCGCUACGGCUGCCAGCGCGAGGACAGCUGCUCCUUCGCACACUCCGUCAUAGAGCUCAAAUGCUGGGUCCUGCAGCAAGACACCGGUAUCACCCAUGAAGAAAUGGUACAGGAGUCGAAGAGGCACUGGCACCGGCUGGAGCAAAACGCCCAAAAGCAGCAGAAGCCUAUGCACAUCCCCCACCAGAGCAGCAGCACCACUGCAGGAGUCGGGGGAAUGGGGGGAGGUGGUGGAGGAGGAGGAGGGGUAGGGGGUGACGGCAUUGGAGGAGGUGGAGUGAGCUCCGUGGGUGGGAUGGGUGGGGUGGGAGGGUUAGGAGCUGGGGCGGCGAGAGGGCGGGGCCUGAACCUGAAGAUGAAGUUUGUGUGUGGUCAGUGCUGGAGAGACGGACAGGUCAACGAGCCAGACAAGAACCUCAAGUACUGCACAGCCAAAGCACGGCACAGCUGGACUAAGGAGCGACGGGUCCUGCUGGUGAAAUCAUUUGAAAAGAAGAAAUGGGUCGUCGUUCGGCCUCUGCCCUUCUCUCGCACUUACCCACAGCAAUACGACAUGUGCGUCCAUGUGAUGAAGCAGAAGAAGUGCCACUAUAUAGGGAACUGCUCGUUCGCCCACAGUCUGGAGGAGAGAGACGUCUGGACGUACAUGAAGAACAACAGCUUGAGAGACAUGCAGCAGAUGUACGACAUGUGGCUGCAGCUCACCAAUCAGAACAGGCGUACAGAUGGCUCCGUCAUGACUCCGCCCCCUGAGGAGAAGCAGGUCACCAUGACAGCUGAUUACUCAGAGGGCAUGGGAGGACGGCGGUUGUCUGACGGUGACGACCUCUGAGUGUUGCUGUGCUGAGGAGGAGCAGCCGGUCCCUGCAGCGCUCCCCACACACACACACACACACACACAUACACACACACACAUAUACACACACAGACAGGUCUGCUGCACCAGCUACCACAGCACCGUCUGUUGUCCUGUCAGGCCUGUCGGACCUCGUCUAGCAUCUAAGCCAGCAGUAUGAGAGCAGAUGGAGGACCCCCCCACCACGCAACAGACUGGCUGACUCUCCCCAUAUGUACACACACACACACACACACACACAGAGCACAUAACACACAUAUCACAGGCACCAAUCCACACAAAGAGAAAGCUAUGUUAGGGAAAAUACAGGAUACCUUUUUGUUUGUCAUGCUGCAGUUUCCUGCUGCAUCUUCAGUUCCCCUCCAGCUCCUGAACCCCCAUCACUUCCAUUGACAAGGCGACAACUGUGUUUGCCAAACAAUGACAUGAACACGCGUUCCCAUGUUAGUUUUAAGUCCCUCGCUGUUUCUAGGGACGAAGCGUCAUGCGUGUCCACUGUGAACCUCUUUCUUUUUCUUUUUUUGUUUUUGUUUCUAAAAGCUAGCAGCGCUGAAAAACUGCAGGGGGUGCACGCUGGUCGUGGCUCUCUCAAUGUUACGUAGAAAUUAUUGAAAACUCAUUUGAGGCGCAGUGCUCCUGAGCUAAAAGUUAACCCUAAAGAAUCAUUUUAACUUGAGAGUUAAGAGGAUGACAUGCCAAGCCCUGAGCACUGUUGGGAAUGUGCCGCAGGACGUCUUUUUUUUUUUUUGUUUCCGUCUUUCUUUUGAGAGAAAAUUAGUUGGCGCUGUAAAGAGAAGGGGUUCCGGUGGACAUGCCGUGCAAGCUCUGCAACCACCAAAUCCUGCCCUCCUUCCCUCGAGGGAACAACUUGAGAGGGUUGAAAGAACAAAUUAUCUGAAGAUGAAUGGUUUUCCAAUGGGAGCUGUCCCUCCCUUUUUUAUAUUGUCUGCCAUAUUGGUAGAAAGCUAUGAAUGUAACGCCUGCACAGGCCUUGAAAAACCAUUUAAUCAGUCAGUCAAAACGUUACUGUGGUUGUGGAAUGUAUUUAAGUAUACAUACCCAAAACCAAGCUUGCGCAACAUUAAAGUCUCCUCCACUCCCUGGUAACUGAUAGAAACCCCUCCCACCCCGCCCCAGACAACUGGUUAUGCAAUCAUGCAAACUAGUCCUGUAUGGGACGAGCACAGACGUGCACACCUUCACAUACAUAAACCUUUCAGUCGCCGUCAGUGUACGUCCAGGUAAAUCCCUGUAUGCUUGAGUUUUAGCUUCUCUGGGCAUGAAAAAAAACGAUUAAAAAGCAACGAUUAAUAAAGCAACGCUAAAUUGCCCAAAUUAAAUUUACCUGUUGUGGGUCUAAGAUGUUGAAGCUCUUCACCGUCACAUGUCUGAUCCUGUGCCACACCGGGCCGCUUUGGUAAGCGGCGUCGAGGUGUGGCGCUGGCGUUGGAGGGCUACAUGAGGCAGAGGAGUGACUGCAGCACGUUCAGAGUCCAGCUGCUCUGCCCUCAGCUUCACACCAGUUCAGACCGCAGAUGCCCCUUAAGAAAUAAUGACCCCAUUUUGACUGAAACACAGACGCCGCACAGAAGACUUGAGUUCCCAGUUAAAGAAAUGUGUAUUACUGAGGGGGAAAAAAAAUAAAUAAAAGAUAAAUUAUUUGUAAAGACUGAAAAGCUCCAUAGCUGCCAAUAAGAAUGAGUAACGAUGAGAAUGAAGAUGAUUAAGUAUCUAUUUUUCUAUGAAUGACUUUGAAAAUAUUAUUUGAAAAUAAAGGCAGCGUGUGUUCAGUUGAACUAGGGUCAUUAUUUCACCCAAAUGAAAUUGCGCUCCCAUGCCAGCCUUCACGUGAUGACCUUUGUCUCUCACACACACCCGAAAUGCUACGUUCCUGAUAGCUAAUGGUAGCCCCCAAGAUAACUUUGCAUUAUGGGGAAUAAAAAAACCUGAUAGCUUGGGACCGGGAAAAUGACUAGCACCAUAUAUUGUGCCUAUAAACAAUACACACACACAUACACAGACACGCAAAAACAUGCACACACACACACACACAGAGAAAGGCAGGAUAUCUAUUGCCAUCUUAAUCCAGCCUGCAAUGUGGACAGAGAUGUGAUUGAGGUAUGUCUAUAUUCAGAUACAUAUACACACCUUAUAUUAUACAUAUUUACAGAUAUUGCUAUACUACUAAUAAUAAUUGAUAACUUAGCGGUUAAGCUUAAUUAAAUAUAUAACCUGAAAACCUUGUAUUGAUUACAUAGAAGAACCUCUUGUUAUUGAGCUAUUGCUAUAUGACAUGUAUCGCUGAACUAGAUGACAAUAGUGAUUUUUUUUCUUUUUCUUUUUUUUUAUUUCUUUUUUUUUUUUUUUUUAAUUUUUUAUUUUGUAAUUUUUGCUUCUGUGUGGGUCGUUCCAGACAGGGUUUAUGUGGAAGUAUUAGAGCGGAUCUUGAUUUAUGGAGUUUGGUUUCAGGCUGAGCGUGUCGAAACGGAUUACAGAGUUAAAUUGUGAAUGAAGUCGGCCAACCUGAAACUGGUGCUUUGUUUAUUUUGUCAUCGCAAGUGCAGCAGCUAAACUGGAUGUACAGAAUAUUGCAGAUUAGAUGUACAGCACAGUGUAGAUUGAGGUUUAGGACAAGCCAUCCCAUUUAUAUUUUUCUUUUUAAAUCUGCGUGAUGCAAUUAUAGAAACUUAACAAGGUAGAGACUUGUGGAGUUGUUAUGUUAACUCAACCGCAACAACUGAAGCAUUGCUCUGAGAGCAAGUCUACACUAGAGAAAUGUGAAAUCAGCAUCUUUAUUUCUCAAGUUUGCCCAUUCAUCCGCACUAAAACAGCACUUUGGUCCACCGAAAAUCCUCUCACGUUGUAAUGUGACCAGCGAAAAUGUGGACAACAGAGGGUCUCACAGUGUAAAAUGUAUAAUGUAUGAUUGUCAUGUGAUCUUAGCUGGAGCCAAAACAGUCAACAUGGUGGAACAAGUGAUGCAAAUGUUGUCCUUCACAUGUAUAUUAGGCCAAAUGUAUGGAAGGCCAGAUUCUAGAAACCUCUGAAAAUCUUAAUGUGGACGGAAAAACAAUUUGACAAGACGGUGCAGUUGUCAGAUUUCCCCUAGAUUAGUAAGGAGUUGGUCUCAGUCAGAAAGAGAACUUAUGAAAUAUAAUCAAACACGCCACUGCUGCUUUAGCUGUUAGCCUGCAUCCACAGAAGCUGGCAAAGUUUGUCCCCGGCUGGCCUCCGUACUGCUGUGAAGUACAUUUGUUAAGAUCGGGGAGAGAGACAUGGAGGUGAAGAGAGAGAGGAGUCGCUUUGCAAAAAGGUUGCAUCCAGACUGCUUGCACCUCUCAGUAACAUCAGAUAAAAUCAUACAGUGCAUUUAAGCAUGUGGCUCUAAUGUGGAGUGACUGUACAGUGAACCAGGUCGCUUUAGCUCCUCGGUCACCAGCGCAGCAGCUCAAGGCUCAGAGCAGCGACGCCUGGCAGCUCUGAGAGGAGGGAAAGAGUUUGAAAGGGAAGAGCUAGAAGAGAUUUUGUUUAUUUUAGAUUAACGUGUCAAACCGCACAAAAGCUUCACGCAUUUCACGUUUUAUGUAAUUCCUCUUUUGUCCGCAGUUCUUGCUUUUCUCGUUCAGUCGACAAACACAAUGAAUUGGUGCGUUUUUUUUUAACCAAAAAAAAAAAAGAAAAAAUCAAAGACUUAGCUCUUGAAAGAUCACUUGGCCUCCAGCCUGAUCGAGAGUUUUCACAGACGACCUAGAGUGGCUUUACCCUUUAAGUGCUGAUCCUGGGUCAGCUUUGCCAUUCCCUCACUAGCGGUUAAGGUUGGAAAACGGGCGUUUCUUAACGUUUUGAUGUUGAGCUCCUUGUCUGGAACGGCCCAGGUAUUAGCUUCAUUGAGGUAACGUAUUACUACUACUCCUAGUAUUAUGAUGAAUAUGAUGACGAUAAUGAUUGCUAUCUAUUGACUAUUUCUAUUUCUCUUCUAUAUGCUAUUAAUAUAGUAUGUAUAUGUUAAUUGCAAUGUAUAACUCUCUCUUUAUAUAUGUAUUCAUGUAUGAAUAUAUGACCUUAACAGUAAAUAGGCGCCUAUGUAUGCAACAACACACGCAGCACAGUCUGGGAGGCAGAGCGAGUCCAGUGGGGAUGUCAACCACUAAAUAACGUCAGGCUCUCGGUGGUUACAUCAUUAAUCAUCCGCCGGCAGCCGGAGAACGAGCGACCUGCCACACGUUUGAUUUCUGUCAGCUCUGUUGGAGGCCUUAGCAUUGUCUGGCCGCUGGCCAAAGAAAGAAAGAAAGAACUGUUUAAAACGACAGUAAUUUACAUGAAAAUUCUUGUCAACAGAGCUCAACGCCCCCUGUUUGAUUAUUUUUAUUGGUUUGCCAAGCAAGGGCAGAUCUAAAAGGAAAAAAAGCAUACAUAGAGGCCUAUAUACUUCAGUAUAGCGCCUUAUUCGAUAUACUAUACCUAUAAGAUGAUACAUACCCCUAUUGUAUAAUCCUACUCUCUAUAUAUACAAUACCUAUACCUAUAAUAAUACUUAGACACCCUUAUGAGGUAAUUAGAUAAGAGAUGGUGGUGGAGCUGUUUUUUUUCUGUGGCUGUGGAAGAGUUUACUGUGGUCAGUAAUAUAUUUCCAUCUUUUUAUAGAGGGUGUGAGAGGGGAAAAGUCGCCGAGAGAUCCGCUCAAAUGCUCUCGACAUGCAAAUAUUGUCCAGAUGUUUAAACUUGCAACCAGGAGGGGGAAAUAAACACCAGCCGUCAGCCAAAAUGCUGGAAAAUUUAAAUUGUAGCAAGAAAACGUGUUCAACGAUCACCUGGAUUUUAUUUUUAAAGUUCUAUUUGCUGGUGAUACCAGUCACUGUUGCUCGCAGACAAAAAAGCGAAGUACCCGGUCCUGUUUGCAAGAUUAUAAGAAAUACAUUUUGUCAUUAGAGUCUUGUCAGAUUGAGCAGUUUUUUGUCAGAGCAUUUGAGUGGAGGCUUCUCUUCCUUUGUUGUUGGAGAGGACGAAGCCCAGUGUUGAUAAUGAGGUUAACUGACUUGCACAGAGUAAAAAAAAAAUUAUAUAUAUGUAUUGAGUCCUGCACUGCAUUUUCUCUGUGUGUAGCUAAGAGAAAAUGGAUGAUGGCAGAUCCAGAAGGGAAGAGGCAGCAGGGUCACUCAAAACUCAAAAAAAAAAAAAAAAAAAACAACAACAACACUGGUGUGCUCCCAAUAAUAAAGCACAGAGAGUUCUUGGAUCUAGUUUUUUUAGGUUGUCCCUGAAGUAUUUUCAGUCUGUAAAAGGUUAGAUUUCUCCAAACGGACACAUGCAGUAACCCUUAUCCCACGGGGUCACGACCUCCUCAGAGCUCGCUGCAAUACAAGGAACCUCAGACCCGUUGAGCCUCGCCCGCUGCCCGCCGCGCCCGUAACCAUUCAGCCAGUCUGACGGCAAGGUGGUAGCGUUUCGGUACGGUGUACAAUCAGUCGCCUUUUCAUUUCUCUGUUGAAGGCAGGAGCUCUAUGCUGACUUUCGGGGGGGGGGGGGAGAAGCUGCUUAUUUUCUGCCUUAUCAGUGCUCUGCCAUCCUGAAACUUCGCCCAGCAGCGUCCCAAAAGCUCUGGGUCGGAUGUAAAGCGGGCACGGUGCAUCUAACAGUAGUGAUUCAGAGGGAUCUAGCUGUCUUCCACACACGCAGACGUGCUCAUUAGAUGAUUAUUCCUCCCUGGGCACGGUUCUCCAAAAACUCAUUUGGAAUGAAUUAUCUUUUUGUCCGUUUGCUUUUGAGACGGCUUCUGUCAUAAUCCAGCUCAGCUCUGGUUUAUUAGACCUCACUGUGUCACAUGUCUGUCCCUGUUCUGCCAUCUCCAAGUCGAUGCUCGGAGUGGUUUAAUGGGACGACAUGCUUCUCAGCCUGGAAACCACGGAUUGUGUAACACACUGUGGUGUUGCACAGUAACACCCCCCCACCCCCUCCACUCCCCACUGCAAAUACUGUCAGUGUCAUUUGAUUCCCACCACCGACACACACCUACACAGCCACAUAAACACAAAAAAAAAAUCAACGAAUCUACUUUUUUUUUUUUUUUUGUUCACUAUUAGAAAUUGAUGGAUAGUUGAAUUAUUUUCAACAACUUGGAUAAAGAAACCAGGGUUUUAAGAAGUGAAAAAACAAGGCCUCUUUUUGUACUGUAUUUUUACUUUUUUUUUUUUUGGUUUUACCUUUUUGUCUUUGUUUUGUCUUUUCUCCUCCCUGGUUGGAAGUGAAUCAUCACAUAAGUGGACCAAAUCUCUUGAAAGCAUUUAAUAAACAGUCUGUUUUAGAAAACA